AUGCCUGGCUUGUUGAUGAAGGCAGAGGAGGAGCACUCGACCACGCCGGCGGAUCUUCGCCUGGCUGGAAGCAAUGACGCGAUCUACACUAUCGACGAACUAAUCAAGCGACGAGCAUCAGAAUACGAAGAUUCCCCCCUGCUUUGCUUUCCAAAAGAAAGCCUUACCGACUAUGAAGAGCAUUCAGCACGAGCAAUUGAUAGGUUUGUCGACGCAGCAGUCGGUGCGUUACAGCAGAGAGGGCUAGAACCAGCGGAUUCGUUGCUUGCUCAAGCGCCAACCAUUGCAAUACUAGCUUCUUCAUCUCUACAAUUUAUCAUUACUCUUCUUGGGUUGAACAGGUUAGGAUAUGCCGCCCUUCUUCUAUCACCGCGGCUCGCAAGUCCAGCAAUACUGUCAUUGCUGGAACAAGCCGAAUGCGACACUAUCCUGACAACCCCGCAAUUCUACGAUGCUUUGGGGGAAGUGCGCAGCGAAAAGAACAUCACGAUUCUCGAGAUGCUCGAACACCACGAUUACUAUGGGGUGGAUGCACCGGUGUUCCAUCGCGCAUAUGACCCAGAACGCGAAAACCCCAAAAGAGCUGUUAUAAUCCAUUCAUCAGGAUCCACAGGCUUACCAAAGCCCAUUUAUCUCACUCACCGAAGCUGCAUCGCGACAUUCGCACUGAACUUGGAUCGAAAAGCUCUGAUGACGCAGCCGCUAUUCCAUAGCUUUGGUUUUUAUGAGACAUUUCGAUCAAUCUACUCCGGAAAGCCCAUGUACUACGUCAAUUACAACUACCCAAUCACCAAGCAGAAUCUGCUGGCCACAAUCGAGCACGUAAAGCCAGAUCUCCUGUUUUGCGUACCCUACGUUUUGAAACUCCUCGCAGAUUCAGAUCAAGGGCUCAAAGCUCUAGCCGACAUUGAUCUGAUCAUGUACGGAGGUAGUGCUUGUCCGGACGACCUGGGCGACAAACUGGUGAGGUACGGCGUUAAUGUAUGCGCGAACUACGGCGCGACCGAGACCGGACGAGUGAUGACAUCUGUCCGACCACCAGGUGACGAUGCUUGGGACUAUCUUCGCAUAUUGCCUCAAGUACAACAGUAUCUCUUGAUGGACGAGAUCGCUCCGAGCAUAUUUGAGUGCGUCGCACUCGAUGGCCUCAAGUCGAAGAGUACUAUCAACUCAGACGACCCGCCUGAUUCUUUCCGCACCCGAGAUCUCUUCGUAAAGCAUCCUACGAAGCCCAACCACUGGAAGUACGUCUCACGUUUGGAUGACCGCUUAACAUUGGUCAACGGGGAGAAAGUGCUCCCGAUUCCGAUCGAGGGCCGGAUACGUCAAGAAGCGUUUGUUCAGGAAGCCGUCGUUUUUGGAGACGGCAAGACAUUUCCAGGCAUCUUGGUUAUUAAGGCCGAUACGGCGGCUGACAUGAAUGACAAAGAGUUCCUGCAGCACAUCUGGCCCGCUGUUGAGGAUGCAAACUCUCGUGCGGAAAGCUUCUCUCGUAUCCCGCGGGAUCUUGUUGUCGUGCUGCCAUCUGGAACAAAGUAUGCUGCGACAGAUAAGAGCACGUUUAUUCGCGCCCAAGUUUACGAGCAGUUCAAGCAACAGAUUGAAGAAUCAUACGAGAAGUUUGAAAACGACAUUGGCGGAUUCGUGGCACUGCCACUUCCAGAGCUCGAAGCGUAUUUGUUCCGACGAUUCCGCGAAGAGCUCGGCGUGGAACUAGCCUCUCCAGAAUCAGACUUCUUCGCUUCCAGUAUCGAUAGUCUGCAGUGUCUGCGAAUGUGGAGCUUGAUCAAGAAGGAGAUCGACCUUGGUGGCAAGCAAGCCGAGGUAGGACAGAACUUGCUGUAUGAGACUGGGAACAUUGCUGCUCUUGCUCGCUACCUUCAUGGGCUGCGCACUGGUGAGACGGAAGAUAUGCAAGAUCACGAACAGAUCAUGAAUGAUUUGAUAUCAAAGCACUCGACUUUCGCACCUGCGACACGGCCAGCCCACGCAAAACACGUUGUCGCUUUGACCGGUGUCACCGGAGGACUGGGUGCUCACUUGCUCGCUCAACUUGUCGAGAAUUCCCAAGUCUCCGAGGUGUGGGCUCUCGUCCGAGCCUCUUCCGACCUAGUUGCACUAGAGCGAACUCUGAAGAGCCUCUCUGCGCGAGGUCUUAGUCCCACAAAAGAGCAGCUGCAAAAAGUCGUUGCUGUUCCAUCCAAUCUCAGCAAGUCAGACUUUGGCUUAGGGACAAACAGGCUUGACGAACUUCGUUCGAAGCUCACUCUAGUCAUCCACAGCGCCUGGGCGGUAAACUUCAAUAUCUCCGUGCAGAGUUUCGAGAAAGAGCACAUCGUUGCUGUACAAAACUUUAUCAAUUUCUGCCAGACCACCUCACACGGAGACAAAGCGCGCUUCUUCUUCUGCUCGUCUGUCUCAUCCGCUGCUGGAACUCCACGACCAGGAACAGUGCCAGAAGGCCCUGUCGCGGAAAUCUCGCACGUCCAGAAAACGGGCUACGCGCGCUCAAAAUACGUCGCUGAGCAUAUCAUUCUCAACGCCGCGAAGCAAGUAAAUGCUGACGCUAGAGUGUUGCGGAUAGGCCAACUAGUCGGCGACUCAAAAGUCGGGCAAUGGAACACGACCGAGGGCAUACCGCUCAUGAUCCAAACAGCGGUCACGCUGGGCGCGCUUCCAGCCCUUGACGAGGAGAUGUCCUGGCUCCCCGUCGAUCACGCCGCCCGCAUUAUCCUGGACUGCUGCGACGUCGCCACACCCUCUUCAGAUUUAGAUACUCCAAGCGUCAUGGAAACUUCUCCCCUUGAUCUCGUCUACCACGUGCUCAACCCCACUCGCUUCCACUGGACGCGCGACAUGCUUCCUGCUCUGGCCGCUGCUGGCUUCAAAUUCGAAACCCUUCCCACAGACCAGUGGAUGGACAGGCUGCGCAAUUCCGAUCGUGAUCCGAAGAAGAAUCCACCCAUCAAGCUUCUCGAUUGGUUCGAGAGUAAGUACGGGCAUGGCGCGAAUACGAAGAACGAAGGCCCAUUGGUAUAUCACACGGAGAAGACGAGUGCGAAGAGUGAGAGCAUGAGGGGUAUUCCGAGUGUGACAGAUGUACAGUACGUAAGGAAGGUUAUCGAAAGGCUGCAGGAGGAGUGGAGAGCGUAG
Alternaria atra is the source of this 3153-nucleotide messenger RNA. RefSeq lists its product as uncharacterized. NCBI's taxonomy places the organism in Eukaryota, Fungi, Ascomycota, Dothideomycetes, Pleosporales, Pleosporaceae. Bases 1 to 3153 code for a protein of 1050 amino acids. The transcript is spliced from 2 exons. The record is from RefSeq and is a predicted model, not a curated record.